UACAUUUUACGACACCCAGUGAAAAUCUGAGUUAUACUCUAUUUCUCUAUACUCAGUCUCUUAGAUUUCGGCCGACUUAGUUUGCACUUCAUGAUUUUCUUACAUCCCAUGAACUACGCUCAUCUUACAGAUUUCUUCCUCUUUAAUUUCCUUUUCCGGCCCUAAUUACUCGUAUUGCAUUUACAGUCUUCCCUUUUCGGAUCUUUGGUUUUAUCAGUCCACUUUUUUAUCUUCCUCAAACUAACUUUUUUUGAUACUUUAAGAUCCAGCACCCUUUUCAAAAUUCGUUGUGCUACAACUAUCGCUUUACGUUUACUAAAAAUAAGUUUGAUGUUUUCCUUUUCGUUUUUAUAACACCAAAAUUGAUUUGUCAAAUAAAUUUUUGUCCAAAACAUCAACUUUGAAGCCAUAGAAAUUCCAACUUUUACUGCAAAUGUUUCUUACCAGAAUGGUCAGCGGUUUUAUUUGCUCCAAAAACUCCAACAAAAAUGCAAACAAUUCAAACCAACAGCAACAACAUGGGUCUACACAACAACAUGGUCAACAUGCAAAAUCGCCGAAAUUACGUAAGAAGACGGAGAAAGGAAAGCGUUCAUUGUCGAAAACCGAUUCGAAGAAGUCCAUAUCCGACUUGUUGAAGACGCAAGGCAAAGAGACGGUGGAAAGACCCAGCAAUAGCAGCUGUUGUAACAGUAAUUAUAGUAACAGCAGUAGUACUGGCAACGCCAACAAGGAGGCGCCUAGUACUUCAAAGUCAACUUUGAAACCGCCAACCAAAGUGAAAUCCGGUAGUUGGAAGCGUUCGGAAAAGCAAAUAUCCACUUACAAUGGCAUUUCCGUUGCUGGCAAGAAAUCGAAAACGCUGCGUAAGCGCUCACCCACUUGGCUGAAAUUCCCCAAUACACCCGUGAAGAUAGCCGAAAAGGUGACUUAUGUGAGUCCCGCUGAUUCUACAUCAGUAUGCCGCCCAGGUACACUCUAUUCGGAUGUGCUAUUCGGUGCCGGUUCCUCCUGCCUGGUGAAAAUCAAAACACUCACACCACGUCGCACCGCUAACACUGCACAGAAGAAGCUCACAAAAGCGCUGCUGAAGUGUAAUGGGAAUGAGAAUGAAGUUGCUUCGGCUAGUGAAACUGAGACGGAUCGUGAACUUUUUCCCAGUCUAAAUGGUGUCGCCACUACAGCCUCCACAAGUGCGAGUGCUACAACUUCCACACCACCAGAUGGCAGUCCUCGAAAAAGUAAUACACCACUGUCGACGGCCGGUUCACCUAUGUCUACGACGACAACAUCGGAGUCGACGGUCACCAGCACGACGAACGCUAGCAAAUCGUUGCUUAACGAGCCUACGUUGCCGCUAGUUGUCACGCUGCCUAAAUGCGAUGAUGAUGCCGAUGUUGUGAUACUCUCUGAAGCGAAUGGUGUUGGCGGCACCACUGAGAAUGGUUUCAAUGACGUUUCGUAUGGCAAUUACCUGGAGCAACAUUUCAAACAAAUGAACGGCACCGCCGCCACAUUGGUGGGACCAAAGGCGUUAGUUACAAAUCUGGGUGUUGCGGGGAAUGACACAUGGGAAGGCACAAAUCUCGAUGCUGGCACCAUCGUACAGGCAGAUGUGGCGCUAAGCGGCUUUUCACAGAUUGCCACGAAACCCUUCACCAUCGACAUACCACAAUGGAAUUUCUUGGAUGCUGAUGUCAGCACUGAUGCAUAUCCGAAGUUCCUCUGUCAAUUCGAAGAUGAACACUACCUAAAGGCGGAAAAAAUGGCACUAUUGGGCUUGAAGUUAGCCCUGGGCAAUGGUAGCUCUAAUCCGCAGCAAGCCAAGUUCAAAUUUUGAGUAAAAAUAGCAAUACAAGCAACUUGUUAUAAUUUUAUUUAGUCUUAUCAUUUUUAUAUUGUAAUAAAUAAUAAAAUAAAUGUGUAGAAAUUUUCUUUUACUAAAUGUAAUAUUAGAUGUGUAUCAGGGGAACGAACAAGCCGGGAAGAUAGAAACUUUGUAGUGAAUUUAAAGUUUCUUUAACUUAUCCAUGUUUCGGAACUGCCUCCAAUGUUCAUGUUCAGAGUUCACGAAGUAAUUUUUACUCUUUGUCGUCCCUGUUUCACUGCUGUACACUGAAUACUAUGAUCUCCACCGGGGGUUUAAUUGGGACUGCUUGGUUCGGUUAAACUGAUUCAUUUUUAUUAUUCGGAUCACCGGACACCUUGAAUAAUAUUGAUAAAAAGGUUGUAUCUACAGACUGAGCGUGACCGAUGAAUUGAAUUUAAGGUCGAUUCACUAAUCAGCUUCCGUUUAAGAAAUCAGCAUAUGAGUUCUCAUCAUCAGUAAUAGAGUCUGAUUUGCAUAAAUGAAGGACUAGUCCACAGAUGGCGGUGCUUACGGUGAUGAAGAUGGGUAAGGGCAACUCCGUUAAGAUUUAUGUCGUCUGGUCCAAAUCGUUGCUGUUAGUAUGGGUAUGUUCGCUGAGAAACUGAGACGGUGAUUCGAUUUUGAAAAUUAAUUAAUAUAAAAUUCGUAAAUCUUCUUAAAUUAUUAUACACUGAGCAGGGUAUAUUAAGUUUUCCACGAAGUUUUAAACACCUAGAAGGAAACAUGGGAAACCCUAUAUAAUAUAUAAUAUAUAUAAUUGAUCAGCAUGACGAGCUGAGUCGAUUUAGCCCUGUCCGUGUGGUGUCUGUAAGAACUAGUCCUUCAGAAAUCAAUCUGUACAUAGCCGAUAUCGGACCACUAU
Bactrocera oleae (olive fruit fly) is the source of this 2732-nucleotide messenger RNA. RefSeq names its product probable serine/threonine-protein kinase dyrk2. Lineage: Eukaryota; Metazoa; Arthropoda; Insecta; Diptera; Tephritidae. The record is from RefSeq and is a predicted model, not a curated record.